AUUUUACGAAAUUAUUGGAACUGCAACUUUUAAAUAGGCAUUUUCUUCCUCUUCCCAUGCGCUUGGUGACCGGUAGAAAUAAGUCGCUUUUUCCUGUUGCACUGUUUGAAGGGUAUCCAUGCGACCGUUAUUUGGCAGAUGGACGGAGUUGCUGGUUCCUUGCAUUUCUUAGCCAGCCCCAAUCUCACCACAGUGAACUGAAUGGAGGAACCUGCUCCCCGGGUUUUAGGUAGUGGAGCGAGUGGCAGCAGUCAGUACUGUGGUGGAGAGGGCAGAGUGAAGACCACGCACGAGCAGCGACAGAAAAAUUCAGUCCAAAUUUUGAAAAGCAAGCCCCCACCACGAGGACUGCUGGCGACUAUGGAUCCCUUACCCGCUGCUUCCCCCUCUUCUGUCCUGCGAGAUUUGUCCCUUUCGUCCCCCGCCACGAUGAAGCGACCCGACUUUGAGAAACCGAUUCGGUACGCACUGGCGAAACGGCGAAAAACGCUCCAAGAUGAUGGAGCAAAGGCUGCUGAAGACGGUGAAGAUACUGCUUGUGCUACUGCUACUGCUACUGCCGUCGUAGUGAAGGAGAGCAUUGUGGUUUCCUGUUCCACACCCCCGCCAAGGUCAGCUAUAAGCCAACUUGUGAACGAGACGAUUGCUAGUACUUUCGCGUCUCCAUCGAAAAUUACUGCUCCGCUGAUUUUUGGAAAGCGGCGAGCAAACAGCUGUACUCCACUCUCUCCGAUCCAAGUUCCGUCGGAUGCAAGCCCAGCUAAGACUGCAAAGACAACCAUUGAUGAGGAAAAGACAUUGGUACGGGCACAAUCUGAGUCUGCUAUGACUAUCAAGUCUGCUGUUGAGCGAAUCAACAGUGAGCCCAAGCUUGUCGGUGAUGGGUCAAAACUUCACCUUCUCCCGAUCAUGGAAGAAGGGAAGCACAGUGACUUGAAGGAGAUUACCGGUAAGAGUUUGGUCGCAUUGCUGGAAGGGGAGUACAGUACUGAGGUCAAGAGCUUUGAAAUCGUGGACUGUCGCUAUCCAUAUGAGUUCAAUGGAGGUCACAUCGUGAAGGCGGUAAAUCUUCAUACAAAGCGGCAAAUCUACGAUCGAUUUUUUGGCGAUGGACGGGGUUCGGAAGAUGCUGAGAACGAGGGGAAACGGCACCUUGUCAUUUUUCAUUGCGAAUUUUCUUCUCAGCGAGGCCCGGAAAUGUGCCGGUAUGUUCGAGAUUGUGAUCGACGAGUGAACGAGUAUCCAAAUCUGCACUAUCCGGAGAUUUACGUUCUUUACGGAGGAUACAAGCUGUUCUUUCAUCAGUUCAAGUCUUACUGCAUUCCGCAACUCUACUUGCCCAUGCUGGAUGAGGACUACGUGGAUGAGUACCGCUACUACAAGAACUUGUCGAAGAGCCAGGCCAUGAAGCCAAAGAGCGUCAGCGGUCGUAAGGAAAUUGUGAAGAGUCUACGGGCAAAUAGCACAAAAAAGUUGUGCCUUGAUCAUUUGUAACGUCAGGCACCAGCCAGACAAUACAAACAAAAAACAUACUACGAAUAUUAAUCAUUAAUCACAAUUACCACCAACCCAAAAAAACAGCAGAUCUCUAUCAUGAAACUAUUUUUUGUCACUUCGAAAUAUAAAUUUGAAAACUUAGUGCAUGUUUUUUGCAACCACUGCCACUAAAUUGCACAACCAUAAAUGUGUUCAAUCAAUGUUCCUAAAUUAGUUUGUUAAACGAUUUGGCUAUUGUCAGUCAGUCAUAAAUAUUUAUUAUGAUUAGAGUAUUUAAGUUCAAAGUCUUUUGUUUGUUUUUUUUACUUUAAUUCUGUAUUUUUUUAAACAUGUAUUGAGUGCAAAUUUUUUUUUUACAAUAAUCGAGAUAUAUAGCUAUUUACAAGAUAAAGAAAAGCAGCAGGAAGAGUUGAUUGUACUUACUUGCAAUCAGUGAUGCAACAAUUAAUUAGCUAAAUUAACUUAUAAAUUGAAUCAUGCCAUAACCAUAUAUUCGAUAUGUAUUAUUAUGACCCCACUACCACCAGUAUAAAUUAUUAUGUUUUUGUCAUUGUAGUUUUAUGAUAUGUAUGUCUUCGCCAAGGUAUAGAGCUUAAAGAGAGAGAGCAAUAUGAAUAAAUUGGGUGUGAUAUUGUUAAAAUAAUACAGUUUACUAACUGCAUGUGUAGUAGAAGUAGCCUCAUUAUAAUAUCAGAAUCAAUUGCUAGUAUUAUGAUUUUGUUGAUCAAAAAUGCAAUUAUUAGUGAAAUUGGUAAGUUCUCAUUUACAGAUAUUUAUAAUUUUGCAAUGUGCCAUGGGGAGAAGUACCAAUUUAUUAUAUUCUAUUAGAGAGAAAGAGUGACAGAGGUAAAAAAAACUAAGGAUACGCGAGAAAACGAGUUUAUUAUAGAUGACUUAAAAAUUGGAACUAUUUUAAUUGUAAGAAAGAAUGCUAAGAAAUUAAGUAGUAUUUACAUAUUUUAUAUAUUUUUACAACGAGAGACAUAGUUUAAAAAUGUGUACAUGGUUUGUCAAAAAAUCCUCCGGUGUACACAACCACUGGUUUGACUUGUGCAGAUUGGAUACAACUAUUGAGAUUAAUAUUAAAUCAUUGCAUACAAUUUUUACCAGCACUACCGCAAUCACACACUGCAGUAUAUUACCCAGAAAAAAAAUGUUGAUUUUUGAAAUUUAAUUAUUGAAUAAAGUUUCCAGAAAGUAGUUUAUUUUUCCGACAA
Messenger RNA from Folsomia candida, 2714 nucleotides. Its product is annotated as M-phase inducer phosphatase. The record is from RefSeq and is a predicted model, not a curated record. Gene Ontology annotation, cellular component: nucleus; cytoplasm. Gene Ontology annotation, molecular function: protein tyrosine phosphatase activity. NCBI's taxonomy places the organism in Eukaryota, Metazoa, Arthropoda, Collembola, Entomobryomorpha, Isotomidae. Gene Ontology annotation, biological process: positive regulation of G2/M transition of mitotic cell cycle; protein dephosphorylation; G2/M transition of mitotic cell cycle. Bases 202 to 1494 code for a protein of 430 amino acids. The transcript has 4 exons.